GUUUAUGGGCAUAAGAAAGUUGAAUUGUACACUUCAGCUGAGGAACCUGAAAGUAAAGCCAUCAGUAAAGGCUAGACUGACAGUAGUGUAGGCAGGUCAUAGAGCACAGGAUUUAGACAUGUCCACUUCAGAAGACGAGUGUCCUGUUUGUAAGGACAAAAUACGGAAUCCUUCCCAGCCUUCUGCCUGCUGUGGAAAAGUAUUUUGCCAGAGAUGCCUUAGUCAAUCUAUUCGACAUAGAGCUCAUUGUCCACACUGCAGAAGCCAAUUAGACUGUCCUGGUUUUGCUUUUAAUCCAUUGACUCAGAGUCCUUUUGAUAGGCGGAGGGCUCGGCACCAGAUCCUGUCAAGGGAUUCUGAAACAUUCAAUUCAGGAAGACGUGUUGCAAACAUACGAAGUAUACUAGAUAUGCUUGGGGAUGCACAGUCAGGCGCUGCCCCUCCAGGCAGUCUGCCCAAUCAGGCUGCCCCGGCUCCUGCCUCACAAAGUCAAGCCCCUCCCAUUUUAAAUUCCUUCACAUUUGCUUCUGCACAACCUGUUCCUUUGCCAUUGCCACGGAUCCGAACUCAACCUGCCACUACUGCCACCCAUCCAGCAACUGUUCACUUUGCCCUGAGUGGUCCAAUUCAGGCUGCCCCAGCAUCAGCACCCGCCCCAUUACAAGAUAAUUUGGAGGCUGAGUUUAAUGAAUGGUCAUGGCAAACUGAGAUCACUCUAUUGGAAGUGAGGCAACAGCAGCAAUCUCAGGACGACACUGUGAGGACAUUUGCAUGUCCUUACUGUCAGGAAAAUGGACUGGAUGAACUAGAUCUACGAGACCACUGCAAUGCCCAACAUGCCAAUGACAGCAAACGUGUGGUGUGUCCUGUGUGUGUGGUGAUGCCCCAUGGUGAUCCACAGUAUUACAGCCGCAACUUCAUUGGCCACCUCAAUCUGCGCCACUGCUACUACUCUGAGGACGUGACCAACAUUAACCAGAGUGAUGAGAUGAACAUUCAGUGUGCCCUUCUGGCAUCAUAUGAAAGAAACACUUUGAUCCCAGUUCCAGAUGUCUGACAGCACAAUACACAGGUUUAGCUGCUGAACAAUCAAGAUUAUUGCACGACCCUGACCUUAACCACAAGUAUGUAUUGAAAGCAAUCAGAAAUAAGUAAUAUUUACCAAUAUCACCAAUGUAAUAAAUGAUUUAAACAUAGUAUGUUGCUCAUCAAAUGCUUGAGCAAAGUGCUUGUCUGAUUAACUGGUUGUCUGAAACGGGUCUUUUCAAACAUAUGCUAAUUGACAUCUCAGGUUUCGUUCACUCUUUAAAUGAUCUGACUCAAGUAACUUAUAUAAUAAUUUCAUUCUGAUUCAUUUUGCACAAUUUAGCUCAUGCACUUUCUAUGCAGAUACAGGCUCUGUUAAUGUUUUCUAAAGAUUUGAGGUUUAAUUAAUAAUUAAUUUUUUUUUUAAAUUACACAAUUCAGUCUGAUGGAAUUUUGUUAUGGAAUUGAAAUGUAUAAACCUUAUAAAUAGGCUAAAAUAUUUUUUUGAGUGUACAUCCAUUUAAGUUGUUUUUUUUUUUUAAAUCAACACUGCCAUAUUUGACUAUGUCUGAAUAUGUUGCUGUUUUUCUGUUGGAGGUAUGCUUUUUAAAACUCCCACACGUUUCCCCAUGUGCAAUAAAGGUUUUAAAGCUAUAUUUUGAUCUUUUUGAAGACUGUAUUUCAAAACAGUCCCUGUAUAAAAAGUAUACUUAUAUAAAAAAUAUGCCAUUGUAAUUUGUGAAAUAAAUGUUUGAAUGCUAUAAUUUUAUGUGUGCAAGACU
Molecule: messenger RNA, 1808 nt
Organism: Myxocyprinus asiaticus (Chinese sucker)
Lineage: Eukaryota; Metazoa; Chordata; Actinopteri; Cypriniformes; Catostomidae
Exons: 8
Coding region: 119-1057 (312 amino acids)
Biological process (GO): ubiquitin-dependent protein catabolic process; protein polyubiquitination
Molecular function (GO): ubiquitin protein ligase activity
Source: RefSeq, a predicted model, not a curated record